This is a messenger RNA of Laetiporus sulphureus 93-53, 2534 nucleotides long. RefSeq lists its product as uncharacterized. The record is from RefSeq and is a predicted model, not a curated record. Gene Ontology annotation, molecular function: microtubule binding. Gene Ontology annotation, biological process: microtubule cytoskeleton organization; mitotic spindle midzone assembly. NCBI's taxonomy places the organism in Eukaryota, Fungi, Basidiomycota, Agaricomycetes, Polyporales, Laetiporaceae. Gene Ontology annotation, cellular component: spindle; cytoplasm; mitotic spindle midzone. The transcript is spliced from 5 exons. Bases 34 to 2385 code for a protein of 783 amino acids.
GCGACGGUUGCAACAACGACGGCAAGUCACGAAAUGGCUACAACGAUAACCUCGCUGUUGAACUCCCUGCAUACCCACCUCCAGUCUCAAACCCAGCUGCUUCCUACUCUGCAUGCUCAGUUGGGACUGGCGGAAACCGCGCUCACAGACGAACUAGCAGAGCUUCAAGAACGGCUGACGGAAUGCAUCGAGACCCAGAUCGAUGUGAGGAGAAAGGAGGUCGACGAGUGGAUGGGCAAGUGCGAUGAUGUGGAGAAGGAGUGUCUGCGGUACACGAGGGCUUUGGGCGGGCACAUCAAGGCCGCUGGCACCAGCGUCGGCGAGAUCAGGAAGGAGGCAGUCCUUCCGAGGCGGUUCGAUAGGGCCAUGGAGUAUCAGGACAAGUUGAGACAGAUGUAUCAUACGAAGCUCGAGCAGUUGCUGACCUUGACGGGCCGCAUCUCCCAACUUGCCCACACCCUGGGUGUCGAUUUCUACUCUGAGGACAUUCUGGAACCUACUGCGGCUCUCGACGAGGACGAGGACGAUCCCAACUCGCAUCGCGAUGUCACACCUGAGCGGUUUUCGAAGCUCGAGAAGGAGCUUGUCCGCGGCAAGGGCGAAGUUUCGAAACGGCUCACACAGCUGUCCGCGAUGCUAAUUCAGAUAGACUGGCUAUAUACCGAGCUGGGAAUGGAGCCUCCCGGUCCUGAUGAAGCACCUUCCUCGUUGUCCAUUUUCCGUUCAUCUAGUCUCACCCGUCCGACGCCCUCCCGCAGUGCUCGAUCUACACUUCUGACUGUUGCUGAUCCGUUCCUCUCUUCAUCCAUCUCCUCCUCACUGUCAAUGUCCACGCCGACUCCUGCUUCGCGUGGCGAACGGCUGACGCCGCUCAUGCUGCUUGCCACCCCCGACGAGCCAGACGUGACCUCCUCUGAUGACGAAUAUCGACGUAUUCUUGCUCAUUUUGUGUCUUGCAUCGAGAAACUGUCCAGCGAGGAGCUUGACGACCCGAAGAACUCACACGUCGGUCUCGAGGGUGUCGACCCGACGCCGGACCUUAUCGCCUGGGCAGAAGCUACCCGUGCUGACCUCGAAGGGAUCAAGCACCGCAGGGAAGCACAUAUUCAGGCAAUGUACGAUCAGCUGGAGGCUCUUUGGCGUAGGCUCGGCGUGAAAGAGGCUGAGAUGGACGGAUUCGUCGAGACUCAGCGAGGCAGCACGGAGACAACUGUCAAGGCGUACGAGGAUGAACUGGAGCGGAUGCUCGAGCUGAAGCGUGAACGGAUGAGUACGUUUGUGGAGAACGCGAGGGAAGAGAUCGUCAAGCUGUGGGAUGAGUUGAUGAUUGGAGACGAAGAGCGGGCGGACUUUGCUCCAUUUGCAGACGAUGAGCACACAGAAGAGCUUCUCUCGAUACACGAAGAGGAGAUCGACAGGCUUAAGGAAGAACGCAAGCUGAAGGGACCACUGCUCACGAGCAUCAAGAGAUACUUGGACAUUUGCGAGGACGAGAAGGAACUUGCUGCUGCAGCAAGUGACCAGAGCCGGCUGCUAGGUCGUGGGCCUCGGGACCCAGGACGUCUCCUGCGCGAAGAGAAGAUGCGCAAGCGGGUGUCGAAGGAGAAGCCACGGCUUGAACAAGACCUUCUGACAUCGAUACCAGCAUGGGAGGAAGCGACAGGCCGCGUCUUCCUCGUGCAUGGCCAGAGGAUGUUGCAAACUCUGAGCGAGGCAGUGAGUGCGAACGACAAGGAGAACAACAAGCGAGUGAAGACGCCAACGGGCCUCAAUGGCUCGGCUCCUCCGCGGGUCAAGACGCCAUCCAAUGCUCAUGCAUCUCAUCAGUUUGUUCCGGGCAAGAGUACCAUCUCCGCAACACCGGCAAAUCGUCCCGUCACGCGUUCCACGUCAGCCUCUCAGUCCGUGCCUGCUAAACGCGCUUCAAGGCUAGGCGAGGCCACUGCGACGCACAGUAACGUGCCACAACGUUCGGGAAGCAGAUCGACGAGUGGGAAUACAGCGACGUCCACCUCAAAGGUCGCUGCGAAGACACCGAUCGCGUCGUCCCUUCCACGCGCGACACCGGGAGGAAUGUCCACAUCGAAGCUCAGCAGGCUUCGCAAUCCUCCUAGCCACGGCAGAAUGGGGCCCGCGCGCACGCAGCACGCAUAUAACUAUCAUCCGUAUAAGCAGCCCAAAGGCCGAGCGGCGAUGCAUGUUGCGGGUGGGGACAAGACGUAUGGUGCUGCUGCGAUGGCGAAGAAGGCAGCGAGGGCGCGGCGCGAGAGCUUCAAGCCGCGGCCGAGUGUGGACGACAAGUGGGAUAGGGCAGUGGGGAGCAGUCAGGGCCGGUGGGCCGCUCUGGCGAGCGCUACGUUGAAGGAGGAGGAUGAGGACUGCUGAUCGUUUCAUAUCUUGUUCGCGUUAACUUUUGCCUUACUCGACGAGCCCAGAGAAACUCGCCAUUUUUUGUACAUUAUUCGCCGACGUUGUUAGUGUGAUGCGAUAUUUGCUUCAUCUUUUGUGCGACUCGCUGGACUCUGCGAAUGGCC